GCGCCGGACGCCGGGGCGCAUGCUGCCCUCAGCCCUGUGCGCCUGCGGCUCCGGGCUCACCCUCCCCUGUGCGGAGCUUUCGCCUGGCUUUCCGCGGGAGUCUUCCAGUGGGUCCUCGGCUGGGAAAGAAAGGGAGUGGUGGAAAGGGAAGUUAGGGUUUCCGCUUUCUCUCCCCACUCUAGCGGCGGCGUUCAGUCCUCUGGGUGGGAUAUGCUCGUGGCAGCAGCAGCGGCGGCGGCAGCCAAGGCACCCGAGCCAUGCACCCCGCCGCCAGGGACCCAGAGGAUGGCCGGGGGGGAGAAGAGACCGCGGUGAACCAGCCGAUGGAGUCCCAGGGCCGCAGAGCUGCGCCGGGAAUCUGCCCUGGAAAAGCCUUCUCCUCCACCCUGGACACUUUAAGCGGCGGUGGCGACAAACGGCGCGAGGUUGCAGACCGGACAACAAGCCUCCCUUGUUCCGACGUUGCUCUGACCUCUGGAGAUGGCAAGUGAGCAAGAAGUGUCCGGCCGGACCAUCCCUUCAGCGCUACAAACCAGGAUAUUCUUUGGCAGAGAGUAAAAGAACUGACAAUAAAGCAACAAAUGUUCAUGCUUUCAAUUUCUCUCAAAGAUUUGGAAUAAGAAGACAAGUCAUUAUUUCCAAAUUCUCUUCUCUGCUUAUGGAAGCAAUUUCAUGGAAAAGUUUCAACAGCACCACCUUAAUAUAAAGAAGAAAACAACUUUCUAACACUUAAUAACAAAGUGUUAUAAACUGACCAAAAACAGGAGGAAUGGAAAUGGAAGGUGAGGUGAUUAUGCCUUUGGCCCUUCCGGGAGUGGCCUUGGUUGGUGUUCUUGCCAGAAGCAAUAUCCAGCUAUUUACAUUAAGCAAGUCAGCUGCUUAAGGUGAACCAAGCAGGCUCGAGGAAGACCUCUCUAUACAGUUUAUUAGAAAAGAUGAAGACAAAAACAUAAAAGAGGAAAUGAUCCAAAAAAGAAAACUGGAAAAUAUGUUUCUUAGGAGUCAGAGGGGAAUCAAAAGCCAUAUCCAAAUAAUACUGAGCAGAUAAAUAUGGCCUCGGGGAGAAAGAACAGUAACAUACUAUUACUGGAACUCAAAUUAAGUGCAUGCCACUUCUCACAGAGCAGAUGCACCAGAGGUCAGAAAUGCAAAUCAAGAGAACUACGAGAAAUCAUUCUUUGCCUAUUUGAUUGACAAAACAUUGUAAACUUUGAUUAUAUAUAUUUUUAUGAAGAUGUAUAAGGAAACAUAUUUCAAUUGCUAUUUGAAUGUAAAAUGGCAGUUUUUGGAGGUGAAUAUCCAUUAAAUUUAACAUGUACAGUCAUUGA
Hipposideros armiger (great roundleaf bat) is the source of this 1328-nucleotide messenger RNA. RefSeq lists its product as uncharacterized. The record is from RefSeq and is a predicted model, not a curated record. Bases 20 to 706 code for a protein of 228 amino acids. Lineage: Eukaryota; Metazoa; Chordata; Mammalia; Chiroptera; Hipposideridae. The transcript has 2 exons.